UCCUCUCCUGAAAAUGAAUAUAUUCAAACUGGACCGGACCGUCUUUAAAUAUUAAAUAAUUAAAUUGUACAAAAUUGAAUAUAUAUUUUGUUCGCUCAAUUAAAUAUAUCCUUUUCAUCCUUUUUUUUGGCUUCCGUUAUUUUAUUUUUAUUUUUUUGCAGUUCAGCAGCUUCCUUCUUUGCUUCUCUCCUCUCUCUCUCUCCCUCUCCCUCUCUUUCAGUCGCCUCUAAUUCCUCGCCGAUUUUAUUCGAUCCGUCGCAUGCCGGCGCCGUCGGUUUAGUGCCCAAGAAUCUCUCUCUCACACACAGAUCUGUAGCGUCGCGUCGCUUUCAGGUACGCCGUUUGCUGUUUGGCUUCCGCGAAAAAACCAUCAGGCAGACAAUUUUUUUUUUUUGGUCUCAGACGAACGGAGACGCUGAGCAGCAGUUUCUCGGUGUUCUAUUCGCUUUGAUUGGUAAUUGUUUCCGGGACAAUUGUCGAUCAUCUCAAUUCGAAGUGAAGCCAUGGCUUCGCUUCGCCUGCUUUCGUCUUUUUGCGUGUGUGUCUAUUUGCUUCGUUGUUUGCUUGCUGUUCUUGAAUAGUAGUAGAGUACGGCAAGUGCAGAAGCGACGCCAUGGGUGAACCCCUUUUCGUUUCCCCCUUUUCCUUAUAGAAUCCGUGUAGAUCUCGGCGAGGAGAUCCGGCUUGUUAGUGGCGGAUGACUGCUGAUUUUUUUUUUGGGAGCAAAUUGUAACUGUUGCUGUUUGUUGCUAUCUGAUUUCCCCCGUUUUUCUACCCUUGCCUAUCGGUUUUCCGGUUCGCAUGUGGAUCAGCUUGGCUGAGUCUUUUUCUUUUCUUGCUUUUUGGCCCUGCUGUUUGUUAAUUGCUUUUUCCGUGAGGGGAAAUGGAUUCGUGAAACCUGUUUGGUAAGAGUAUUCAAUGGAUGUUUGGCAGUUUCCAGCAUUGCAUGAUCGAUCACUUUCCUUCCUUUCAUCCUUUUGUCGGUCUAUUUCUCUUGGUUUUAACUCGUGAAAGAGAUCACAUCUUCUUCACAGGAUCUCGGAGAGGGAGGGGAAAAGAAGUUAACUUGUGUAUAGAAUUGGGAAAGAAAGGAAGUGUCGACUCAUCAAAGAUAGUUGACAGCUACUGUAAAUUAAUUUAUCUUCCUUCGGCCGGUUUGUCUUUUCAUGUUAGCUCAUCAUGUCGUUUUUCUUCCAUGGGUUAAAACUUCAAAUUCUUAUUUAGGAGUUGGUUGGUUGAUAGGUUCUACAACUCAUGGAAGUUGGAAAAAUUCCCUUUCCCUGUUUCAUUAAAUAUGGUAGAUUCUUUUGUCAUUGAGCUGUGGUAAACUGGCUGACACUGAGAUAAUGAUGUUUGCAGGCAGAAGGGCAGAAGAGGGGGAUACAAAAGAAAGUAAAUUUGGGUGCCCCAGAUGAUUUGGACAAAUGUUAUUUGCAGUGGAAGGAGGAGGAUUCUUCUCUUCUUCGGCUUCAGGGUAUAGUAAGGGACUGACCCUACUUCUCUUGGGUCAUCAGAAGAAAGAAGAGAGCAAACCCAUGAGAGUAGCUCCCUGGAAUCAGUACCAGUUGGUAGACCAAGGAGAACCAGACCCUGAUCUCCAGCUGGCUUCCCUCAAGAAUCGAGUUUCCCGCGGCUGCGCCGCUUCUUUGGUCUGCUUUGGUCGCGCUUCGGCAGGAGUUGAUUCUUCUGCCCCUUCUUCGCAUCUUAAAGUAGGUCCUGCCCAGCACCAGGAUGCAUUGCCAGUAGAUGAUAUUAAAGAAGAUUCAACAAUAGCUGAGAUUGAAGAUGAUAAGAGUGCAUCUAAAGCAGUUUCACUAAAGAGCAGCUUGAAGAAGUCGUCGUUAAAUAACGUUUCUGUUCCUGUAGAGGAUGCGGGUCAACAUGCUGCGUUGAACGAGCAGGUUAACGAUAUCCCUGGCCACAAUGGUAGAAGAAAAGUGCAGUGGACAGAUGCUUGUGGUAGCGAGCUUGCCGAAAUUAGGGAAUUUGAGCCGAGUGAACUGGGCUUGUCUGAUGAUGAAUUCGACAACGGCCGGGAAAGAAGUUGUUCGUGCAAUAUUAUGUGACACAGAUUCAGAGGGGGGCCUAAAAUUUUCAGCUUUGCUUUGGAGGUGAGAGAAGGUUGAAGCUUUUUUUGCUGAACGAUGACAGGGGAGAGGCACCUUGUUUGUACAUUUCCUGCUAACUGAGGUACCUCUGCUGUUGUUCUCGAAGAAUGAAAGGGCUGUGAGAGUUUGUUUAGAUGGGGAAUGAAAGCUUGGGAAUGUGAUUCGAGGUGGAGAAAAAAAGUUUGUCUCUUUUUCUUUCUUUUUUCGAUUCGAGCCUCUCUUUGGGAGGAAGUUGAUCAUUUUUCAAUCGUUUUCUUUCCUUUUCUAUUCAUUUUUUUCUUCUGUUGGGUUAGAGAAGGGGGGAAAAAGGAGAGAGAGAGAAGAAGAAGAAAUGGGGUUUCAAUUUUGUUGGUCUUCUUCCUUAUUCUUAAGUUGUUUUUGUGAUGAUAUUUUCAAUUCGGUUGUUUCCUUUUUCUUCCCCAGAUUCUUGGUGGUGUCAAUUGUUUGUGUUUUGGUUCCUUAUUCAUCAGUAUGUUAUGGAAUAAUAUGUUCCAAUUCUU
Linum trigynum is the source of this 2608-nucleotide messenger RNA. NCBI's taxonomy places the organism in Eukaryota, Viridiplantae, Streptophyta, Magnoliopsida, Malpighiales, Linaceae. The record is from the annotation of a GenBank genome assembly.